Molecule: messenger RNA, 1266 nt
Organism: Caenorhabditis remanei
Lineage: Eukaryota; Metazoa; Nematoda; Chromadorea; Rhabditida; Rhabditidae
Exons: 7
Coding region: 1-1266 (421 amino acids)
Source: RefSeq, a predicted model, not a curated record
AUGAAAAAGGAAUUCGAUAAGUUGGAGGCACCUGGAGACGUUGCGAGUCUCAUGAAGAAAACUUCAGAAAAGCGCACUGAAGAGAAAGACAGCACUUUUUACGAGUUUGACCUUCAAGGUAAAAACGCUAUGGUUGAAUUUGAUGAGAUCUACCCUGGAAUGAUCAACGGAUGGGAGAUCCAACAUGGAGGAGUUAUGUUGGUCCUCAAUAAAGGAGAUUACAACAAUAGUGAGUUAUUAAUGCUUAUUUUCAUAUUCUUCAAUAUCAAAAUGGCACGUGAAGGAAAUCUCUGGGAUUCACGUCUAUCAAAAGAAAUCACUUGUCCACGUUUAGAAAAUAUCUACGGAGAAAAAAACGACGAAAACACUGGAAUUGGAAUAGCCCCUCAUGUUGUGCAACUGGCAGGAUGUACUUAUCUGGCUGUCACCAAAAGUUGUAUCGCAAAAGCGACAGUGUUACAUGAUCGAGAGCCAGUACAUGUCAACGAACAUCAAUUUCUGAUCGGUUUGGAUAAAAGAAUCACCCCAUAUAGCGAAUUCUUUUACCCAUUACUCAAUUUGUUGGAGUUGAAAAAGAGAGUGUACAAAAUAUGGGUUAUUUAUCAGAAAGACCACAACGAGCAAGAAUCGACAUAUUCUAUGCUUGCCGCUAUUUGGAAGAGCUUGUCGUACUUUGAGAGAGGAAAUGUGUAUCAAGAAAGCAAAGACAGCAUCUGGCGAAUCGAAAAUUUUGAGAAGCGUUUGAAUGAAUUUGAAACCGGAAUCCAUCGAAAGGAAGCAAUUAUUUUAGCAGUGUUGCAUGGGAAUUCAGUUUCAGUGCGAGUACCGAAACCCAUUCACACUGGAGAGGGAUACACCACAAUACCCUGUUCUGGAUUCUACCACAGUUACGAUUUGGUGUUUGCUCGCUCUUCUAACCACCAAUCUCGAGCGGCUCGUUGUGAAAAUUUUGAGUUGGAUCCAAUCUUGAGAGAUGACCAAGAAUUACAUGCAAGAGUCGAGGAAUUCGAAAACAGCAUCGAGAUUGAACAUACCUCUAACUUGGCGAUUGAAGAAGUGCCCAAUAUUAUGAAGAAAACAUCUGCGGAACGUAUUCUGUCAGAGAAAAACGACGAGACUUAUUAUGAGCUGGAUUCGAAGUGUGAACAGGCUAUGAUUCCCUCGACAGAAAAAACCCAGGAAACAUUAAAGGAUGGGAAGUUCAACGAGGAGGAAUCUUGUUGGUCUUACAGAAAGGAGACUUCCACCGCGACCACAAAUUGCUGA